Sitodiplosis mosellana (orange wheat blossom midge) is the source of this 1084-nucleotide messenger RNA. Its product is annotated as isochorismatase domain-containing protein 1-like. The record is from RefSeq and is a predicted model, not a curated record. Lineage: Eukaryota; Metazoa; Arthropoda; Insecta; Diptera; Cecidomyiidae. Gene Ontology annotation, cellular component: cytoplasm. Bases 280 to 891 code for a protein of 203 amino acids. The transcript is spliced from 3 exons.
ACAGAAUGACAUUUAAAUUUGGUUCACUGUGCGGAUGACAGCGGAGACUUUUAAUCAUAUCUAAUAUUAAUUAUUGUUAUUGUUCAAGUGGUGUUUUGUCUAUGUCAACCGAAAUGAUCAAUCUAAAAUAAGGUUUCCGUGCAAACGAUCUUUUCUACACAGCAAUUAACCAGCAGAAAAAUUGGAACUAUUUCUUUUUUACAUAUUUUGAGCAAGAGAACGAAAGAGAGAGAGAGAGAGAGAGAAACCGAACGAAGAACCAUAAACUAUUAGCGAAAAAUGGCAUUACGGUCGACAUUGGGUCGCCUACAAUCCGAAUCGACACUAUUUCUAUUAUGCGAUUUACAAGAUAAAUUUCGGUCGGUGGCACACCACAUUCCGGCAAUUAUAACAAAUGCACAAAAGCUGUUAUCUAGUGGCAAACAGCUUGACAUUAAGUUAAUUGUUACGGAACAAUAUCCAGAGCGAUUAGGUAAAACAGCACCGGAAUUGAAUGUGUCACAUGCGAUUGGUGUGUAUCCAAAAUUGGAAUUUAGCAUUAUGAAAGACGAAAAGCUAAAGCAUGCAAUUAUCGGCCUGAACAAUGUGAAAAGUGUUGUUCUAUUUGGUCUUGAGACGCAUAUUUGCAUCGAACAAACGGCCAUGGAUUUACUGGACAAUGAUUAUGAUGUGCAUAUUGUGGCCGAUUGUACGACAUCACGUUCGGUCGAAGAUCGUUGCCUAGCAUUUCAACGUCUUCGUCAAAUUGGAUGCUUCAUAACAACCAGCGAAAAUGUCAUCUUUAAAUUAUUGGGCGGAAAAACACAUCCACAAUUCUCAUGGAUUCUACCGUUGGUGUCGAAAAAAUCCGAAGAAAGUGGCCUUGCUGGAGCACACUUUUUAGAUGCCUAAUUGAAAAUUUGUCUUUGAAGAAGAAAAUAAACAUCUUUUUUUUUGCUUCGUUUGUUGAUUAUCUUAUCUGGGUUUUGGGUUGUCAGUAAUAAAUUCUUCAUUCCGAAAAGAACAAACAAAAAACUGCGAGUAAAAAAAAUGCCGAUAAAAAAAUGUUGCACUUUGACUUGAGCUAAUAAUAAAAGCACGAAAU